AUGAGAAGUAUUAAGUCAGUUGUCGUCGGUGAUGGGGGCGUAGGUAAAACAUGUCUAUUAAUCUCAUACACAACGAAUUCAUUUCCAAACGACUAUAUUCCUACCGUGUUUGAUAACUAUUCUGCAACUGCGAUGUUUGACGGUGAGCCAAUUAAAUUGGGAUUAUGGGAUACUGCAGGUCAGGCCGAGUACGAUAGAUUGAGACCUUUGAGUUAUCCACAAACAGAGAUCUUUCUAUGUUGUUUUUCCAUUGUGAGUCCUGACUCACUUGAAAAUGUUAAAGCAAAAUGGAUACCCGAAAUAUUUCAUCACUCGCCAAAGGACAUAUUAGUGUUAUUGGUAGGUACAAAAGCAGACUUACGUGAUGACUUACUGGUGUUGGAUAAGUUGGACGAUAGAAAUCAAAAGCCUACCACUUUUGCCCAAGGGGAAAGGUUGGCUAAAGAAUUAGGGCUAGUUGGUUAUAUGGAAUGUUCAGCUGCUACACAAAUUGGAGUCAAAGAAGUGUUUGACUUUGCAAUUAAAAGUGUCAUUUCACCCGCAAAUGAAGGAACCAAUAGUCGUACUAAUGUUUCAAAUAACCAAGCUGCCGGUAUGGCUAAUUCACAACAACGUAGAGUUAGAAAGGCUAAAAAGUGUACAAUUUUAUGA
Molecule: messenger RNA, 651 nt
Organism: Debaryomyces fabryi
Lineage: Eukaryota; Fungi; Ascomycota; Pichiomycetes; Serinales; Debaryomycetaceae
Gene: RAC1
Product: Rho family GTPase
Exons: 1
Coding region: 1-651 (216 amino acids)
Biological process (GO): cortical cytoskeleton organization; establishment or maintenance of cell polarity; regulation of cell shape
Cellular component (GO): cell cortex; cytoplasmic vesicle; cell projection
Molecular function (GO): GTP binding; protein kinase binding; GTPase activity
Source: RefSeq, a predicted model, not a curated record